AUGUUUCCCCCCGAAGCACAAAUCGUCUCGUCGUCCACAGCGUUGGCUCUUUUUGCAUGCACAACAUAUCAAUUACAGACGGUCAAUAGGGUCUUCUAUGAUGUUCGUAAAACGGAAGCAAUCGAAAAUGAUAUUACAUUGAAGAAACGAUCUAGACUCGAGGAUGGUGGACUAAAGUUCGUCCAGCACACGACUCCCCAAAAGCAAUUGCCGAACUUUCACGCCAUGGAACACGAUCCUCCAGCUUACACUGAAGAGCAGAUUCUAACAAUUUACGAAGACCUUCUUUCAAACCCAGAGGUAGCACCUCAAACCGUGGAGAUUCCAGUUACGCAGGACGAAUCAAAUGAAGGGAGAGACCAGUCUCUCUUGAUGCAGCUCAACCAAAGACUUGUGAUGUCAACUGGUUCCUCGAAUUCGUCGUCCGAAUCACUAUCCUCGAUACUUCGGCGCAUGACGCGAGCCAAACGCGAGCCCACCGAUCACACGAAGUUCAACAUCAACAUGAAGACAUUCACCAAGGACCAAGGAGCGUACCUCAGGAUUCUGGACAACUUGAAAGUCGGAAGCCCCGCAUUGGAGUGGGAUGUAAUAACACCAUGUUCAAGGUAA
Marasmius oreades (fairy-ring Marasmius) is the source of this 612-nucleotide messenger RNA. RefSeq lists its product as uncharacterized. The transcript is spliced from 4 exons. Lineage: Eukaryota; Fungi; Basidiomycota; Agaricomycetes; Agaricales; Marasmiaceae. The coding region runs from base 1 to 612 and encodes 203 amino acids. The record is from RefSeq and is a predicted model, not a curated record.